This is a messenger RNA of Monoraphidium neglectum, 1290 nucleotides long. RefSeq lists its product as hypothetical. The coding region runs from base 1 to 1290 and encodes 429 amino acids. The record is from RefSeq and is a predicted model, not a curated record. Gene Ontology annotation, biological process: protein autoprocessing. The transcript has 7 exons. NCBI's taxonomy places the organism in Eukaryota, Viridiplantae, Chlorophyta, Chlorophyceae, Sphaeropleales, Selenastraceae.
AUGCGGAACAUGACGCUGCUGAUGCUGGCGCUCGCCGCCCUCCUGGGCGCGGCCCAUGGGCAGGUCAAAGAUGCGCCAGCCGCCGCCGGCCCCCUCUGGGACGGCCCCUGCCCCGCGACCUGGCCUGCCGGCCUGAAGGGCACCGGCGUCGCCCUCACCCUGAAGUUUGCCGCUGACUCCGACGCUGACUGCGCCGCCCCCGGCUUCGCGAGCGCCGCCGCCUCUGUGUCCUCCAAGUCCGCCGCGGCGCUCACCGCGGUCGGCGCGCUGGCGGCCGUCGAGACGCGCGUGCUCGACCCCAGCGGCAUCAAGUUCCUCCCGACCAACGUCGCAGGCUGCAAGAGCCAGGGCGGCGUGGGCGUGGCCCAGACCAUCGUGGACGCCACCAAGACGUGGCUGGAGUUCCCCGACGCGCGCUGGCAGCGCCAGCUGGCGGCCGACCUCCACCUGGCUGACGCCUGCCCCAGCAACCCCGCCUCCUACGAGCGCAAAUCCCUCGGCAAGGUCUGGACCGCCUUCUGCUCCGAGAUGGCCGCCGGCCGCCGCCUCGCGUCGGCCACGGCCUGCGUCCAGAACGCGCCGUCCGACAUCACUUACGUCCCCGGCCGCGCCGCCGCCGCCUGCUUCCCGGGAGACGCGGCGCUGAUGCGCGCGGACUCCGCGACGGGCGCCGCCCUCGGGCCGGCGCGGAUGGACGAGCUGGCGAUCGGGGACGCGGUACAGUGCCUGGUGCCAUCGGGCGUCCCUGGGGGUCGCCGCGAGACGGGGCUGUACCGCGACGACCAGCAGGCGUACGCGCCGGGGGUGUGCCACGUUUUUGGGUACCUGGAUGCCGACAAGGACCGCCGCGUGUCAUUCGUCGCCCUCCACUACACCGACGCCGCCGGCCGCCCCGCCAAGCUGCGCGCCAGCCCUGAGCACCUCGUGUACGUCGCCGCCGCCUCCAUGGCCGCCGCGUCCGCAUCCGCCGCCGCCGCGGCGCCCCUCAAGGAGCUGCCGCCGGGCGGCGCGGCGCGGCGCGCGGACGCCGUUUCGGUGGGCGACCUGCUUGCCGUGCAGUCCGAGGGCGGCGCUUACCGCCUUGCAGCCGUCAAGGAGAUCACCAGGGAGGUGCACCAGGGCGCGUACGCCCCCCUGCUGACCAAUGCGGGCCUGCCCCUGGUGGAUGGCGCCGCGGCCUUCUCCUGGGUGCAUCUGCUGCCCGACUCCGCGCCCCACCCCAUGCAGAACAUCGGGGAGUACAUGAGGCAGCGAUCCCUGGACGCGUCGAGCGCGAAUUUGUUUGUCUGA